AUGGACUGCUUGAACGGGGUUCGAUCAGCAGUGAUGGGCAUCGCCUUGUUCCGCGACGCGGCGCCGCUGCACGUGACGGUGACCAUCCGCAGCCUCAGUGGAAAAUGCUGGACCCUGGAGCUUCCUGUGACCGCGACGGGCAGGGAAAUCAAGUCGAGGAUGCGACACAUCGCGCCGGAAGCGGAACAGCAACUUUCAAGUGGCGUGGAGAUCAUCAGUGACGACAUGCAGCCUCUCCGUUCAACCUCCUCUCUCUACCUGACCCGGGUGCCUGGUGCCGGCGCACUUGACACGCACCGGACGCUGCCGCGGGUCUUGCGUGCUCGACGCUUUGGGGCAGGACAUGUGAGGCAUGGUCGCUUGGGCUCCGUACGCCUUGUGGGCCAGACCAUUCAGGAUCGCACCAGGGGUUGA
Molecule: messenger RNA, 414 nt
Organism: Durusdinium trenchii
Lineage: Eukaryota; Dinophyceae; Suessiales; Symbiodiniaceae
Source: the annotation of a GenBank genome assembly